Molecule: messenger RNA, 810 nt
Organism: Trichoderma gamsii
Lineage: Eukaryota; Fungi; Ascomycota; Sordariomycetes; Hypocreales; Hypocreaceae
Exons: 2
Coding region: 1-810 (269 amino acids)
Source: RefSeq, a predicted model, not a curated record
AUGGAGGAAUCAGGCGCUGACGCGGCUGCCCGCCCGCUGCGCAUCCUCGCUGUCGCGUCUUUCGUCCCGUCCUUUGCGCUGUGCAUUGCCCACGGCGUCCUGUCGCAUAAACCUGUUCCCGCUGUUGGACUGAUCCCGCAGGCCUUUUCCGUUGCUACGUCGAUCGCGCUGCUACGUGCUGCCAGAAGCCACCGCCAGGAUGCCGACGUCGAGUCUAUUGGAUCCGCACACGGCGGCUUUUCCAUCCGCGCCGUCUUGACGCAUCCCAUCUUGGUGUUUCUCCACGACGUGAUACUUGCUGCGGCGUUGAUGAUCGUCCUCGUCUUCACAUGGACCCACCAUGGCCGCUCAGCUUCGCUUAGUAUGCUAGCUGCCUAUGCGACUCUGCCUAUCCUGACAAGCUUCUUCUGCCACCUCUUUGCUGCGACUCUGGCCGUCUACCAGGGGCUCGCUAUUCACGGCUACUUACAGUGGGUUGCCUGGCAAAUUCUUCCCGCAGACUGUCCAAACUGCGAACACCACCUACGGCCUUCUUCGCUGCCUGAGAUCCCCUGGCUUCAGAGUAUCAAGAAUUUGAAUUUGGGUCUAAGAUUUCCGUGGCACCGCAGUGAUGCUCCCUUGCUAGCUCCCUCUACCUUCCUGGACGAAGAUGCCCCUGAGCGCUACCGCGAUGAUCCGGAAGACGAUGAGCCUACCCCACAGCCCGUGGCCGUUGAGGUGCGAUCGAAGCGGAACCGUAAGAACAACACCGCUCCUAUACCAUCCUCGGAAGCUGACUUGCUCGGGGACUCGUCUACGAGAGAUGACUAA